Penicillium olsonii is the source of this 1998-nucleotide messenger RNA. NCBI's taxonomy places the organism in Eukaryota, Fungi, Ascomycota, Eurotiomycetes, Eurotiales, Aspergillaceae. The record is from the annotation of a GenBank genome assembly.
AUGACCACCCUCCAAGUCCUCCCCCCCUCCGCCGGCUACGGCAUAGUAAUCGGCAUAGGCACACUCUUCGCCCUCUUCAUGCUUAGCCUAACAUGGCUCCAAAACCGCUACACCACAUUCUCAACACACCGCGCCGAAGAAUUCAACACAGCCUCCCGCUCCGUAAAACCAGGCCUCAUCAGCGCCGGCAUAGUCUCAUCCUGGACCUGGUCGGCUACACUCCUCACAAGCUCGACUUUCGCCUACGAGUACGGCGUCUGCGGACCCAUGUGGUAUGCUGCGACGGGGACUCUGCAAAUCCUUCUCUUUGGCUUGAUCGCAAUCAAAAUUAAGACGAAGGCGCCGGGGGCGCAUACGAUGCCUGAGAUUGUUCUCGCGAGACAUGGGAAGUGGGCUCAUCUUACGUAUUUGUACUAUGGGCUUGCGACGAAUAUGCUAGUCGGCGCUUGCUUGGUGCUUGGUGGUGCGCAGGUUGUGGGUGCGUUGACGGGGAUGAAUGUGUAUGCGGCUAGUUUUUUGAUUCCGGCUGUUGUGGCUGUUUAUGUUAUUGCUGGUGGGUUGCGGGCGACGUUUAUUGCGGAUUAUACGCAUACUGUUAUUCUUUUUGUUGCGAUUUUGGUCUUUGGGUUUCUGGUUAUGGCCACGAGUGAUUCGGUCGGGAGUCCUGGAAAGCUUUAUGAGAUGUUGAUUGAGGCUUCGGAGAAGAUGCCCAUUGAUCGGAAUAGUGAGGGUUCGUAUCUCACGUUCCGGUCCGUAGGGGGUCUCAUCUUCGCGUGUGAUUUGUUUGUUGCGGGUUUCACUACUGUGUGGUUGGAUCAGGCGUAUUGGCAACGGGCUAUUGCUUCCAAGCCGGAGAGUUCGGUGAAGGCCUAUAUUCUUGGUGGCAUUGCUUGGUAUGGAAUCCCAUUCGGCUUCGCGACUAUCAUGGGAUUGGGCUGCGCUGCGCUGACCGGACACCCGCGGUUCCCAACAUACCCCAAUGCACUCACAAACGAGCAAGUGGGAGCCGGGCUAUCUGCGCCAGCUACAGCAAUUGCCCUUCUGGGCAAGGGCGGCGCAGUGCUCAUUCUGAUCCUGCUUUUCAUGGCGGUUACGAGCUCUACCUCGGCUGAGCUGAUUGCUGUCUCUUCGCUGCUCACCUUCGAUGUGUACAAAACCUACUACCGCCCGGGUACAGACUCUCAGACUCUGGUUAAAGUCAGCCAUUGGGGCAUCGCGCUCUACGCCAUCGUAUUGGCCGUUUUCUGCUGUAUCCUCAAUCGAGUCGGAAUCAGCUUGACGUGGGUUUUGACCGUGUUAGGCGUGAUUGUGGGCGGGGCCGCCCUCCCCGUCGGCAUGAUCUUACUCUGGGAGCCGAUGUCGACGGUCGCGGCGAUUUGCGCACCCUGGAUUGGAUUCCUGUGCGGUGUGACGGUGUGGUUCGUCACGGCGUACAAGCGAUCGGGAAGCAUUGAUGUGGCUAGCACGGGGGACACGACCAACGCCCUGGCCGGGAACUUGGCAUCGUUUGGUGUCGGGUUCGUGAUGGCCGCUGUGUUGAGUUAUGCAUUCCCUGGGAAAAUCCAGCCCACUGCGACUGCGGUGGUUGCAGACUCGCCACCGGACUUGAUGCAUCAGGUUGUUAAGGCUGGUGAAAAGGUCACGGUACCCCUGGCUGGUGAGAGUGCGCCAAGGAAUGAAUUGAUUGAUUAUCUCGAGUCCACUGAGGUCGAGCCGAUGGACCCGGUCCUCGCCAAGAAGGGGGAGCGCAUCGCCUGGGUUGCGAAUGGGAUGUUCUUCUUUGGGGCGGUAGUCCUGGUUCCGUUCACCUUGUUUGGCAGUGGGUAUAUUUAUAGUCGGGCCUUCUUCACUGGAUGGGUGGUAGUGGCCUUUAUCUGGAUUUGGGUCAGUGUCUUGAUUUGUGUGGUGUGGCCAGUGAUGGAGAGUCUGGGGGCGUUGCGGGGCAUUACUGCCGGGUUGUGGGCAGAUUUGCGGUUUGCAGGAAGUGAGACAGUCUGA